GACACAUAAUAUAUAUUAUUAUUCAAGACAACAAGAAGAGGGACAUGUUACAUCCGGUGAGUGUCAUCAGGUAACGCUAAAAAAAUUAAUUUAAAAAAUGGUAGCCUCUUCUUCCUCCGAGAACAACGAGACCUGCUGCGGAGCUCGACCGACGGACACGGAGGAGGUUACGCCCGGGAUAGAGGCUCCUCAGACGGAUUGAGAGGUCAUGGAGACAGAGGGGCAGGACGGGGGGUCGAUAACCGUCGACUUAAACGAGAACGAAGAAGGAGAUAGAGGUGGUGAAGGAGGUGAAGAAGGAGAAGGAGGUGGGGAAGGACGUGGAGGUGGAGAAGGAGAAGGAGGUCACACAUCUUACACUGCACUUAAAGACCGGGGUAUAGGUCUGCUGGCCGGUGUCAGCAGGGGUCAGGAGGCGGGGAAGGGUCGUGGUUGUGUUUACGUGACCGGAAACGUUAACGGGAGGAAUGUAAACAGAGACGGCCCGACACAACAACAUCAACACCGGGAGAUCAUGUUGGAUCUGGUGGCGGUGGCAGCAGAGGAGGAGAGGAAGUUCCUCCCCAACACCGGGUUGGUUGACCACCGAGGCCUGAACGGUUUCACGGAGGAAGAGGAGGAGGAGAUGAAGAUGGUCGGUGUGGUGGUGGGUCAGGUUACCGGGGAGAGUGAAGGGACGGUGUUAUUAGACAAUGGUGCAGUUACCGGUUGUAUCCGUGCUUCUCUCCCCGGUGGCCUGCUACCAUGCUCUGGGAAACAGCAGCAGAACUGUGCCUCCACCCCUGCAGAGGCUCCAGAGGUUAACAUACCCAAUGGAGGUGUUGACAUGCCCCGGUGUGGAGGUACCGGGGCGGAGAUUGAGGGGUUUUCGGGGAAUCAGCAGCUGAACUGUGCCUGCACCCCAGUGGAGCAUCCAGAUUUAAACAUGCCCAAUGGAUGUGUUGACAGGAACUGUGCCUGCAGCCCUGCGGAUAUUCCAGAUGUAAACAUCCCCAAUGGGGGUGUUGACGGGCCCCGGUGUGGAGAUACCGGAGCGGAAAAUGAGGGGUUUCCUAGCCCAAAGCUGGGCCACGGACUGGGUUUAUGUGACGCGGAAGGUGAGGAGGUGACACCGGUGAUGGAUGGGCAAGAGGGGUCAGGGAUGGGGAUGGUGGUGGUGGGUCGGGUUACCGGGGAGAAGGAAGGGAUGGUGUUAUUAGACAAUGGUGCAGUUACCGGCUGUACCCAUGCUUCUCUCCCCGGUGGUCUGCUACCAUGCUCGGAGAAACAGCAUCUGAACUGUGCCUGCACCCCUGCGGAUGUUCCAGAGGUUAACAUACCCAAUGGGGGUGUUGACAUUCCCCGGUGUGGAGGUACCGGAGCGGAGAUUGAGGGGUUUUCUAGCCCAAAGCUGGGCCACAGACUCGGUUUAUGUGAGGUGGAAGGCGAGGAGGUGUCAAACGGUGGUUUACACAUUGUUAACACCGGCAGAGAAACAUGUGACCGGCCCGAGUCGGACUGUUCCCCCCAAAACUGUCAUUUAGACCCGGGGGUAAGGCAAGAAAACUGUAGCGAGGGUUUGGCUUCUGAGUGCCCCUGUGAGGAUGCUCCAGCUGCGGAGAAGCUUCCUCACACCCACCCCACCUCCUUAAAUAACUCCCCCACCCCUGCAUCAAGUGCCAAACUACCUUCUCCCUGCCCCUCUCCCCCCUCCAGCCAACUUUCUGAGCCCAUCACCAGGGGGGAGGAAGAAGAGGAGGAGGAUGAAGGAGAGGAGGAGGAGGAGGGUUUCAGUGACCUCAGUUUACCUGUUAGGCCGCACACUUUGAGGACUACCCCAAACCUCGCCGUGUCCCUCAGCUGUGAUGCCACCCCGCUGUCCCCCGAUGAGGAUGGGGGGUUUUACUUUGGAGACGAGGGGUACGAGGAGGACCUCCGGAGCGUUUUGGAGGCGGGUCGGAGGCAGAGUGCCCCGGAAACACUGCCAGACCUGACCGGGCAGACGGACAGCUCGGACUCCAAGCUGAUGCCAAAGAGGUUCGGCAUCGCAGAAUUCUUCACCAGGAGCCUGUUUUCUAGGAAAUCCAAAGAGCCGAAGGCGCCGUCCCAUAAUGCAACGGGGUGGCGACUGUUCGGCAAGACGUCGGCCAGAGAGGACGACGCAGCGAAAGAAGCCGACCCGUCCACACAGGAG
This is a messenger RNA of Scomber scombrus (Atlantic mackerel), 2173 nucleotides long. RefSeq names its product TBC1 domain family member 12-like. Lineage: Eukaryota; Metazoa; Chordata; Actinopteri; Scombriformes; Scombridae. The record is from RefSeq and is a predicted model, not a curated record.